Spodoptera litura is the source of this 1243-nucleotide messenger RNA. Its product is annotated as oxidized purine nucleoside triphosphate hydrolase. Gene Ontology annotation, biological process: DNA protection. Gene Ontology annotation, cellular component: cytoplasm. Lineage: Eukaryota; Metazoa; Arthropoda; Insecta; Lepidoptera; Noctuidae. Gene Ontology annotation, molecular function: 8-oxo-7,8-dihydroguanosine triphosphate pyrophosphatase activity. The record is from RefSeq and is a predicted model, not a curated record.
CACUAUUGUCAGUCAAGUUGUAAACACACGAGUUGCCGGUUGCUGAUUAUUUGGUGCCUAGUAUCUUGUAAAAAACAUACAAUUAAAUCGAAUUUAUAACAUAAAACAUAUCUAAAUAAUAUUCAUAAAGAUGUUAGUGAAGAAGCUAUUCACUCUGGUGUUCAUAAACAACGAAGAUCAAAUAUUACUGGGUCUAAAGAAGCGAGGUUUCGGUGUAAAGAAAUGGAAUGGUUUCGGCGGGAAAGUGGAGCCUAAUGAAACUAUACUGGAAGCAGCGGCGAGAGAAUUAAAUGAGGAAUGUUGCGUGAGCGUUAGACCCAGUGACUUGAAGAAUAUCGCACAUCUAGAGUUCACUUUUGAAGGUCAGCCUACGUUAAUGGAUGUGCGAGUAUUUUCCACGAAUGUGUUUGAAGGAAAUCCUAAGGAAACUGAAGAAAUGCUACCCAAAUGGUUCAAGAAUACCGAAGUUCCCUUCGACGACAUGUGGCCUGACGACAGAAUAUGGUUCCCAUACAUGCUGCAAGGCAAGAAGUUCUUUGGUAAAUUCCACUAUGAGGGCUUCGAUAAAAUUCUCAAUUAUAAAAUCGAGGAAAUAGAUUGCAUGAAGACGUUUUAUGCUGGUAGAAAAUCAACAUAAUGUAAUCAAUGUUAUAAACAUUGACUUUUAAUAUUUUGCCUUUUCUUAUUAUUUUUUUUAUUUUAUUAAUAAGCUAACAACUUAUAUGUUUUUAUGAUAUCACUUUUUAAGGCUAUGAAGCUAUUUGUGUUAUAAUAUCAUGUGAUUGUUAUUAUGUGUAUGGUAAUAAUUGUUAGAGUAUGACAAUUCCUAUGACUAUGUAAAACAUAGCUUCUGGCAUUUAAUUACUGUUGGAAUUUAUCUUGAGAUUUGUUUCAUGUAACAAUUUAGCAAGUAGUUAGAUUUUAAGUAUUAGCGGGUAUUCUUUACUAACAUAAGUUGACAAAGCCACCUUAUUAGAUAUUAUAAUUAUGUGAUCUAGAAAUUAAAAUUAGAGUUAGAAUCUCAAAUAGACCACCAUUACAAUUAAUGUCAUAUAAAUAAUAAAAGAAUUGUUGUUCAUAAGAGAUCUUUUUUUUUCACCCUAAAGUUGAUAAAUAAACCAAGGAUGCCCUUGGAAGUGGACGAAAGGGACUAAGGACUACACUGACAGACUCUUACUGACUAGGGAGCAUGAAACACUUUAUUCUACAGCUUCCGAACUCAUGGCACCCUAGUUCAUAAAGA